UUCCCUUGCCUUCUCCAAACAAACAAAGCCCCCAGGACCGCACCUGCUCUCUCUCUCUCCCUCUCUCCCUGACUCAAGAAAUUCAAUGGCGGACAAGGAAGAGCAGAUGAUCCCGGUGCUUACGGUCCUAAAGAAAGGUGCGAUUCUCAAGAACAUCUUCCUCGUUAACAAACCACCGCCGCCGGAGAUUUCUAGGUCUGAAUCCGUCGCGUACACUGGAAUUUCUGAAAAUCUAGGUGAAGAAACUGAAGAGAUCUUGAUCGUUGGCCGACAUCCAGACUGCAAUAUCGUGUUAACACAUCCCAGCAUCAGCAGAUUCCACCUUCAAAUCCACUCGAAUCCUUCCUCGCAGAAACUCUCUGUUGUUGAUUUAUCUUCGGUUCAUGGCACCUGGAUUUCGGGAAUGAGGAUCGACCCCGGGGUUCUUGUGCAACUUCGUGAGGGUGACACAAUAAGGGUUGGUGGGUCAACCAGGGUCUACAGAUUGCAUUGGGUUCCUCUGUACCGUGCUUAUGAUAUGGAAAACCCAUUUAUGUCACCACUGGACAUGUCAUUGACUGGAGAGAAAGAAGAAGAAGAAGAAGAAGAAGAAGAAGAAGAAGACGAGGAAGAAGAAGAGAAAGAAGGAAACACGGUGGUUGAAGGAGGGAAUGAAUUUGCAAUGUUUCAUGAUGAGAAGUCUCUGCUCCUCCCAGACAAAGAUGUUGCAGGGUCAAAUAUCUUGAUAAUCGAAGGAACAGAGAAUGUUAAUUACAAGGGUAUGUCAGCUACAUGUGAAGACAUUCAGUCAUUAGAUAUGACUUUGGAGGGAUUGGAGUUACUGUUUUCUCUCCAGGAUUCAGAAUCAUGUGUGAAGAAAGUGAUACCAUCUGCACCUUUGCUGGGAGAAAGCAUGAACUGUGAUGCAUUUUCGGCGCAAGAAGAAGGUGAGAGCCCAUUACAAAAUGAUCAUCAGGUGAGGAAUAUCAUGAGCACUGGUUUUGGGACUUCUCGAACUGAUUUGAAUACUUCAUCUGCGCCUGUCGAGCAAUUCAUUUGUGAGAGCAAAAAUCAAGAGGUCAACAAAGAUAACCAGAUCCCAAAAUAUCAUCCUGUGGCUGAAGUAAUAUCAGCUGAAGAAAGCAUGGAUGAACCCAUUAUAGGAACUGAAAGUAGAAUCGAUAUCACAAACUUGGAUUCUUCACUCUCUAUGAAAGAAGCUGAAUCGCAUGAAGCGGAAGAAACACAUGAAGCAAUAAAAGAAAUGGGUGUUUUGAGAGAAGACUUUGCUUUGCCAGUUGAGCAAGUUCCGUCAGAGGCCAAAACUGAAAAAUCUAACAAAGAAAACCAGACCCCUCAAUCCCUCUCGCUAUCGCAGCCGCUUCUUGAAAGAGGAAAUCAAGAAAGCUCCACUGGUGCUCGGAAAUUGAACCUCCUGGUAGGCCUGAGCUCUUCUGAUGCUGAGGAAAAUGACUGCAAUUUGGCAACUGAAAUACUGGAAGAGGCUGGAAACCAGAGCGCCCUAUCAGCAGACCUCGGAGGAAUAAAAUUUGAGAGCCCCUCCUAUGUGACCCUUUCAACAGACCCUGUGAACUUCGCUUUUUCUGUUGGUGAAGCUAUAUCAGAGAUUGUAGAUGACAAAGAAAGUGAGGCCGCCCAAACUCCUGUUGCAGCUGGACUAUCUGAAGUAGAAAACAGGAAAUGCUCUGCAGGAUCAGAGAAAAUAUCUAGCUUGCGUAGCAUGAGGUUGACAAGAGGUAAACUUGCUUCUGUUGAAAUCCAAACAUACGGGAAAGGAAAACAGAUCAUAGAUGCUGGCAUCGAUAGCGAAGUUGAACUGCAAAAUAUAGAUGUUGAAGGUAAACCAAUAAUGGAAGCUCAGCCUUUCAGUUUAGAGGGGAUAAUUGAAGAAAUUUUAACCCCAGAAAAGGAAAAUUUAACCCCGGACACUCUUCUGCUCAAGUCUCCGAAUAAGAAGGGUAAUCUUGAAUCAACAUCCUCUUCAAAGGUUGCAAUUAGCCUCAAUCUUCAACAUGAAAAGUAUGACAUGAUAACUUUCUCAGACAAAGAGAACGAGACACCUAAACUCCAGCAUCAGAAAUCAGCAAAACGCACCUCUAAAAUUCAAGAAAAGAAGAAUACGGUAAUGAAGAGAAGAGUGGAACGGGUGCCAUUGCAACCUUUAACCGCAGGCAACAGCAGACUUGAAUCUUUGGUCUCCAUUAUUGCUGGAAGCAGCAGCGAAUCUGUUAAGGGUAUUCAAAAAGUCGAGAAAGUAAGUUACAUGAUUUUGAAAAACCCUGCUGGAGGAGGAAAGAGGAGAUGGACUAUGGUAGCAGACACUACUUCUCUUCUAGAGAAGGGUGCUAGGAAGUCAUUACAGCUUUUGCAAGGUCUUAAAGGGACUCAGUUGAUUAUUCCAAGAAUGGUCAUUAGGGAGCUAGAUUGCUUGAAGAGAUGCAGUAUCUUCAGAAGAACAGAAGCUUCUUCUGUGUUAGAAUGGAUUGAAGAGUGCAUGUUCAAAACAAAAUGGUGGAUUCACGUCCAGAGCUCAGUGGAGGAGGGAUGGCCAGUUGCUCCAACCCCUCCUGCUUCUCCUCAGCCUCAUUUCAGCGAAGGCGGUGGUGGGUUCUCUUGUGGGACAACAAGCUCAGUGCCAUUUUCUAUUCACGGAAGCUUAAUGAACAUUGUUUCACCCACCGCAGAGGAUCAUAUCCUUGACCACGCUCUUCAUAUCAGAAAAAUGAAGAAUGAUGGACAGGAGGUAGUCCUUCUAAGCAACGACAUUACAUUGAAGAUCAAAGCUAUGGCAGAGGGUUUGAUCUGUGAGACAGCCCAGGAAUUCCGAGACAGUCUGGUGAAUCCCUUCUCUGAAAGGUUCUUGUGGUCUGGAAGCUCUCCUAGGGGCCACACUUGGUCUGUCUUAGACGAUGUAGUUUUGAAGGAGAGAUACUGUCGAUAUCCUUUCAAGAAAUCGUCCAAGGGAGAAGGUGCAAAGGGUUUGAAACUUAUUCUGCUCCAUAAUUCUCAUUAUGGACAGAUGAGUUAGAGGUUUAGGGUUUCCAACCAUGUAAACUGUAUUCCCAAAGCAUCAUGACAAGCCAGAUGAUUCUCUAGAUUCAUCAAAUCCAUUUGGAAGUUGGAACAGAGAGCAACAUGUCCAAAGAGCUUGUCUUGUCUCGAGAAUGUUGUGCCACAGGAAUAAAAUCCAUUUGUUCGUGCCACAAUGCUUCUCAUAUGAUUUCAGAUUUGCAAGAAUAAAGUACUUCUUGGUGUUGCAUCUGCUACA
Messenger RNA from Tripterygium wilfordii, 3268 nucleotides. RefSeq names its product FHA domain-containing protein PS1. Lineage: Eukaryota; Viridiplantae; Streptophyta; Magnoliopsida; Celastrales; Celastraceae. The transcript is spliced from 7 exons. The record is from RefSeq and is a predicted model, not a curated record. Gene Ontology annotation, molecular function: protein binding. Gene Ontology annotation, cellular component: nuclear membrane. The coding region runs from base 86 to 3028 and encodes 980 amino acids.